GCCCCAAAGCUAGUUAAGUAAUAUAAUUGAAUGUUUAACAUGAGACAAUAAUUAUUGUACAGGGUGGUCCGGAUGUCUUGUGACUCCCAUUUAAUAAAAGUUAUGUUUAUGUAAAACAGAAAUUAAGUUCCAAAGGAACAAACAUUUUCGGGGUCAAUGAAUUGGGAGUCACAAGACAUCUGGGCCACCAUGAACAUGCACGGGGAAAACCCCAUUUAUAUAUGAGAAUUACUUAAUGUCCAUCUCUUUAAAAGUAUCAUGGCAACGUUGUUUAAACAAACUAAAGAAACCCUUUCGUAUUUAGUUUCAGUAAAACCGAAGAUAUGCCAACAUUUAUAAAUGAACGUGAAGUGUUUCCGGGUCAAUUGUUUAGCCAUUGGCAGGCGCGGCCUUGCACGUUCGGCGUAAAGUGCAACAAUCACAAAUCGUCAGCUGCAAUUGAAUUGGUAUCAAUAAUUGUACCAUUUUAAAAAAAAAUGUAUAAUAGUUGCGUGUACAAUGUGUAGCGUGGUGUAAAAGGGUGCAAAGUUAACGGCGUUAUUUGCGCAGUGGAGCCUGUUUGCUUAGGCCGGGCCGCCCCGUCGCCAUGGAAACGUCCCAGCUGUUUGCCGCUCACAGCGUGGAAUCUUUAGCUUUACAAAAAGUUACUGUUAAUCGUAUUGUAUUCAAAACAUAAACACACGAACACAUUAGCGAUUAAGCUCUCUAUUACAAGGUACGCUUUGCUCUGUAUAAUAGCUUUAAAAUAUAUAUAAAAAUGCUGUAAUGGGUUUAAAGAAUCGUAAGGCAGCGAGGCGUUGUUAAGUGUGGUGAAUACCGCAACAGUCGUUGACUUGACGUUAUUAAAACAGAUUACAUUUACACUUCGUCAAUCCACUUCUUCGAUAAAGACAUCCUCACGCCGUGCCGGUCGAUGGGAGUUUAUUUUUGUGACCAUACUUCACUACGCUGGUCGGUGCGGGUUGGUGAAGGGCCAACACUCAACGUUAGCCGGUGAACGUUAGACAUGGGCAGUCGAAAGAACAGCGUGGCUUCCAUUUCAAGCCGCAAGUCAGAUGCCAUUGUCAAAAGGUCAGAAGUCUUUGAUAGGUCAGAUGUUGGCGAAAAGUCAGAACUGAAUGGACGGGCAGGAGAGGAGGAGUUCUACCGGCAGUGUAGAGCCGCCUACCUGAUGGUGUGCAAGAGCACGCUGGAGAAGAUAACCACUCGUCAGCAGCUUUGUCAAGUUCUGCAGAAUGCCGGGAGGAGCCCGUCCCGCCGUGCGCUGGAACAAUACUUCCCGGUGUCGAUGUCGGCGCUGGACUUUGAGGACGUGUGCGAGGUGGCACGGCAGGAGAGGCCCGUGGCACGUGAGGAGCUGCUCGCUGCCUUUCGCAAGAUCGACCGCAACAGCGACGGCUUCCUCACGUGCGACGAGCUCCGGCGGGUGCUCACCACGAGAGGGGAGCGGAUGACGGAGAAGGAGUUACAAGGAGUGUUUGAAGAUGCCGAUGUUAACCGUGAUGGAAAGCUGGAUUAUGCAGAGUUUUCCCGGAUGGUGUUGGAAACCGCUCGGCAGUGUGAGCGGAUGGCGCUGGAGCGACUAGAAGCGGACGGCAGGGGUAGAGUGUGGCAACUGGGCAGCCAAGCACCCGAGAGGGGCAUCUCGUCACGCGCAGGCAAGAGCGAAGCCUCGCCCCGAGCGUCGCCACGUGUCACUCCGCAGCCGGCAAUGCGGGCGGCCUCCAGGCCAUCAUCGUCGGGGCGUGAUCGCCGACCCUCCGUGUCCUCCAUGGUCAGCGUCUCAGCUGGCAAGGCACGUGGAAAACUUCCCGAGCCAAAGAACCUUAAGGACUGGAAACACAUCCGCAGCAAGGGUUGCUUCUUCGUGGAGGAGGAUGGCAGCUUGGCGAGCCAUCACUACCGUCUGGAGCUGACACAGCCAACCAGUGUUUACAUCACCGUGCAGCCUCUAGACCUGAGCCCAGAGGAUGGCCCAAGGUCUACCUGGUUUGGUGUGGACACAGCUGUGUUCAUACUGCGAGAGAACGGUGACUCUGCUAACGCGAAGGAUCUGGUCAGCUUUACCGAGCUUUGUCACAAGGAGACGUUUGCCUGGCGCGGGGACCUUCAGAAAGGCUCCUACCUCCUUCUGCCCUUCACCACGGGCUGCCGCCUGCGUAAGCGGAGUAGCACUGCCGCCACCGCCAGCAGGAGCACCGCCCUCAUCACGACAGCUGAGAACGGGGAACUGGAGCUCACGCGCCAGUUCCGGACGGUCCUGUCGGAUAUCUUCGAGAUCAUAGAUCUGGAUGGGAACGGGCUGCUCAGCCUGGAGGAGUACAACCUGUUUGAGUUGCGCACCAGCGGGGAGGAGUGCGAUACCAGCGCCUGGGAGGUGUGCAAAGCCAACUUCGACAUGAAGAGAAACGAGCUGACCCGCCAGGGCUUCCUGGACCUCACGCUCAUGGAGGCCAGGGACCAGGGUGGCGACCCUAGAGAUUUGUGGGUCACCUUGGAGGCCAUGGGAUACAACCGGGAUCUGCAUCUGGAUGAGGCGUGCCCGCUGGUGCUGGAUGUGUUCGCGGAGGAGGUGCGUCCACGGCUAAGCGCUCUGCCCGUGGAGGCGCUGGGCUGGCGCCUCGCCCGCGCCGUCUGCGAGGCCACGGCAGGCAAGGGGGAGGCGCGGGUGCUGGACGCCAGUGAGAGCGUCGUGGUGCACGUGCAUCGCAGCGAGAGCCGUAUCACCACCGUGCUGCAGAACAAGCGCGACAUCAAAGUUGUGGUGCGCGUCGACUGCUCCCAGAGCAAGAACUGCGUAAGCAGUCGCGGCAUGGACGUGUUCGCCGUUGAAGUCCCUCCCCACACUACAGUGAUCGGCCACCAUGUGAUGCCCAUGAACGAGCGACUCGACUGGGUAUACAACUGCACGGAGACUCUGCUGACCUGAAGCACAGAGAGCUCAUCGUCUCUCCUCUGAUUCUUCCUGGGAUUCUUCCCACUCAUGUGGGAGUCUGUCUUCCUGAUCCUUUUUCUCGAUCCCUUCCUAUUCCUGCACCAUCUCCAAAUCCAAUCUGCAGUCGGUUUACCACUUUGAAAACUAACACUAAACUCAACUAUUUUUAACCAGGUAAGGCCCACUGAGAUAUAUAGCUCUUUUUCAGAAGUGACCUGCCCACAAAUGAUAGCUGAACAAAGUGGCUUGUCAUGUGGAUAUUUAUAGUAGCCAUAUACUCUUAAACACAUGUUUCUAAAUGUGGAGGGAAAAACUGGAGGACCUGGUGAAAAAUCCACUUAACCAUGGUGAGAAAAUGUAUGCUCCAAAUAUACAGGCAUCGGGAUCGAACCCACAACCUGUAUACCAGGCGAGGUAGUUAACAUCUCGCCACCGUGAGAUGCUCGAGGGAGCCACCUCUCUCUAGCCCUGCCUCUCGGUAUGUGCGCUGGUGUUUCCACGUUCAUUGAAUUUCUCCCUAUGCGGGUUUCCUUUCAUCUCGUGGCAUGUCCUAGCCAUCCGAGUUGCCUUUCAGCUUGUCCGCCUGAGAUGGACACCACUCUUGCCUUCUUCCUCGUACCUUAAUUUCUGACCCGAUCCCGUCUUUUCAUCACCGAUUCCAUCUCGUCGUCAUUAUUUGUCAUCUGAAGCGAGUCUACCGCUCUACAGCCUCUAAAGUGGCAUCUUUCAUUCAUACUCAUUCAGUGUUGUGUGUGGCCGCUUGUGAUUUAACCAUUGAUUUUGGUUUGUGUUUGAAUGGGAUUGGUGGCACUGGGGGUAGUGUUUUUGUUAUGUUUUAAUAAUUUGAAUGCCUAGUGGUGGUGGUGUCUUUUACAGUGAGGGAAAAAACUAUUUGAUCUCCUGCUGAUUUUGUACGUUUGCCCACUGACAAAGAAAUUAUCAGUCUAUACUUUUAAUGGUAGGUUUAUUUGAACAA
This is a messenger RNA of Petromyzon marinus (sea lamprey), 3911 nucleotides long. It is a transcript of the gene EFCAB7, whose product is annotated as EF-hand calcium binding domain 7. Gene Ontology annotation, molecular function: calcium ion binding. The record is from RefSeq and is a predicted model, not a curated record. Gene Ontology annotation, cellular component: ciliary membrane; plasma membrane protein complex. Lineage: Eukaryota; Metazoa; Chordata; Hyperoartia; Petromyzontiformes; Petromyzontidae. Gene Ontology annotation, biological process: positive regulation of protein localization to ciliary membrane.